Mya arenaria is the source of this 1940-nucleotide messenger RNA. Its product is annotated as coiled-coil domain-containing protein 97-like. The transcript is spliced from 7 exons. The record is from RefSeq and is a predicted model, not a curated record. Bases 96 to 1349 code for a protein of 417 amino acids. Lineage: Eukaryota; Metazoa; Mollusca; Bivalvia; Myida; Myidae.
GGCUGCGCCCAUAGCUAAUAUUUGACAGACGUCAAUAUUCGUUUUAACCUAUUUACAGUGUGUGUGGUUAAAAACCAGCAGCCCAGUAAGCUCAGAUGGUUAGAUCUCCAGCAGUCGUCAGUUCGAGCCCCACACCGGCUACCAGUAACAGUGACCUUGAACCUAGGGACCCUAAAUGCAAUCCAUUGAAAGGGUUGGCAAAAAAACUAGUUGUCAUUCCUCUGUUUCCAAACUGGUCUAAAGAGGAGAAAAUGGAGGAAAGUCCAGAUCAAAGAGCUAGUGAGUGUCCAAAUAACAGAUUUACGAUACAGGACAGUGAAGGCACAGGAGAUGUAUGUGACAACUCUGCUGUUGAGAAAAUAGACAUAGGUGAUGCAUGUUCAGAAACGAAAAUGAUCACAGAUGAAGAUUCAAGUGUUUUGGAAGACAAACAGUGUCCAUCUGAGACUUCAUCUGGUGCAGUAUCUACAGAUUCAUCUGUGAGAGUGAACAUGCUUGCAAGAGUGGCCUUAUCUAAUGCACACUUUAAACACCAACAGAUAGGUGAACCAGACUUGACACUAGAUGAGAAAAUAGACAUUGCUCAAACUAUUCUGGAUGCAAGCAAAGUUAAAUUUCUUUCGAAGUUCUGGAGUUAUUUGGAACUUGAAGACUUAGAAUUCUUUAAUGAUUCUAAGAGUGUUUAUGAAGUAGACUUUUACAUUAAACAGAUCCUUAAAUCUAAGAAUUCUGAAGUGCAGAGAAACAGAGUGAAAAAUAGGCGUUAUGAAGCCAUGAAGGAACUUAUUUCCCAAGGGGAUUAUUUCAGUGAUGAUGAAAUGAAGUUUAGAGAACCUUAUUUAUAUGAGCAAAUGGUAGGACAGUAUUUAACAGGUGAUGAGAUACAGGCAAAAGUGGACAAGUCUGAUUUAACAUUCUCAAAUAUACUGUUAAAACACAUUGAUCAACUGGAUGAAAAUGUUAGAUAUGCUAAAGAAAAAGAUACAGAGAAUGGCCAAAUGGAAGAGGAAGAAGACAGUGAAGAGGAAGAGGACGACCAGGGGGAUGACCAGAAGGACGGGGGCAAGGGGAUAAGUGAGAGUGAAGAUAUCACUGAAAAUGAAGAUUUUUUCCAAAUUGAUGAGGACAGUAAGCCGAAGAUACCGGACGUAGAGAAGCAAGCUCUGAAGGCCGAGUUCCUGACUAUCAUGCAGGAAAGGUUCCUCAGUGGUGCUGACAUAACAUUUGAUUACAGUGCAGUGGACAACAAUGAAGCAUACGACGACCUCUCCAUCCUGAAUGCCGAUGCUGAGGAGAAAUACUUUGAGGAUGAAGACCCAGAGAGCAUUCAUUCUGACAGCAACUUGUGAACAGGAGCAUUUAUGUGAUGUUAACGUUCAUAGUGGCUUAGUAUCACAUGAGUAUGCUGUAUAAGAAGUGAAAGUCACAUGUGCAUAAGGAGUUUUGUCAGAUGAAAACUCGUACAUUAACAUGUACUGAACUUUGGAACCAUUGACCAUGCAUGCUGAAAAGAUGAAGGUGCCAGCAACUUGCUUGUGGCUAAGAGCUGGUUUUGAUGUAAUCAUGAGUAUUGAUUAAUAAGUAACACAUUUGCUGUUUGAUAAGCAUGGGUGACAGUCGGCAAUGAACUACAAGUUAUAUGGGAUAUAAAAUUCUACAUUGAAGCCAAUUUGUAAACCAUGGUCUAAGGUUAAUUAAAAGGAAAUGAAAAUGUUCACUGAAACUGUCUUGAGUGAACAUACAGACAAGUUUAACCCUGAUGGAAAGUAUUUAAAAAAUGCAUAAUUAGUGGCAAUGCUCCAGAAUUUACUGUUAUUAAGGUCAAUCAACUAACUCUGCUGGCAGGGUUGGCAAUAUGAUAUCAUUUGAUUAUAUCCUUGUGUUUCAGAUUUUGAGUUCCAUUCUAUGAGUUAUUUACAAGUAAAAAGACAUUUAUUAAU